Messenger RNA from Brienomyrus brachyistius, 2125 nucleotides. RefSeq names its product probable endonuclease 4. Lineage: Eukaryota; Metazoa; Chordata; Actinopteri; Osteoglossiformes; Mormyridae. Bases 499 to 1956 code for a protein of 485 amino acids. Gene Ontology annotation, cellular component: nucleus; mitochondrion. The record is from RefSeq and is a predicted model, not a curated record. The transcript has 9 exons. Gene Ontology annotation, molecular function: DNA-(apurinic or apyrimidinic site) endonuclease activity; DNA binding; phosphoric diester hydrolase activity. Gene Ontology annotation, biological process: base-excision repair.
UCUGUCGUAAACUUGUUUAUAAACAUCCCGACUAGCGUCCGUUAAUUAGGCUAACAACGUGGGAGAGUGAGUAUCCUGGAAAGUGUCUGGGCGAACUCAGACGGCGUUAUUGUGUGUUUCAUUAGCUCUCAUUGAAUUUAUAUUCGUGCUAUCUCACGUGUAUUGAUUUUUAAAUCUGUGGUUCCAAGUUAAAUAUGGACCGUUAGCGUGCGUCUGUUAAUAAAUGUUACGCCUCUACUGGAUCUCGAAUCGCUUACCACAAGAAACCAAGUAGCCGUAGUUAAUAUUUAAAGUAUAUUUAAAGUUAUUUAGUCUAUUAAUAACACGGAUAUAGUGUCAUUUUGAUUCAUAUAUUAAAAUUAAAACGUACAUCCAAAAAAGAGGCUUCAGGGGACAGGGAAAGCAUUGGAACAGAGUAGACAGAUUAAAGAGGUAUAUACAUUCCAUAUUUUUGCAUGUUCUUAUCACGUCAAAGAAGAAGAAUCUGCACAGGAGGGCAUGAGUCCGAAGAAGAGGGGCGAGAGGAAGAGGAAGGUGGGGGAACAGACUGAACAAGUUAAAGAAGAAUCUCUACAGGAGGGUAAGAGUCUGAAGAAGAGGGGGAAGAGGAAGGUGGGAGAACAGACUGAACAAGUUAAAGAAGAGUCUCUACAGGAGGGCAUGAGUCUGAGGAAGAGGAAGGUGGGGGAACAGACUGAACAAGUUAAAGAAGAAUCUCUACAGGAGGGUAAGAGUCUGAAGAAGAGGGGGAAGAGGAAGGUGGGGGAACAGACUGAACAAGUUAAAGAAGAGUCUCUACAGGAGGGCAUGAGUCUGAAGAAGAGGGGUGAGAGGAAGGUGGGGGAACAGACUGAACAAGUUAAAGAAGAGUCUCUACAGGAGGGUAAGAGUCCGAAGAAAAGGGGGAGGAGGAAGGUGGGGGAACAGACUGAACAAGUUAAAGAAGAGUCUCUACAGGAGGGCAUGAGUCUGAAGAAGAGGGGCGAGAGGAAGGUGGGGGAACAGACUGAACAAGUUAAAGAAGAGUCUGCACGUGAGGAGGAAACUUGCAAAGAAAUGGUGUUGGAUGAUUUGAGGGAGAGAAAAAGCAAGAGAGGAGGAGUAAAAAAGUUUAUUGGUGCUCACAUGUCGAUAUCAGGUGGGAUAUGGCAUGCAGUGCAGGAUAGCCUCACCAUCGGGGGACGCAGUUUCGGCCUGUUCCUCGGCUCCCAGCGCUCGUGGCAGAGACCUCCGCUUGAUGGCACAGCAGCAGCUAAGUUCAGGGAGGCCUGUGCUCGGCACAGCUUUGAACCAGCCUACAUACUUCCGCAUGGUUCUUACCUGAUGAACUGUGGUUCCCCAAAGCAAGAUGUAUUUGAGAAGAGCCAGGCUAUGCUGGUGGACGAGCUGAACCGCUGCAGUGCCCUGGGUCUCAGUUUGUUUAACCUACAUCCCGGAGCCUCGCUAGGGUCCAUCACUACAGAGCAAUGCAUUGAGAAGAUCGCCCAGGCCAUCAACCACGCCCACCGGCAAACCUCCGGUGUGGUCACAGUUCUGGAGAACAUGAGCGGACAGGGGAGCACCGUGGGUGGGCAGCUCAGCGAGCUGCGGGGCAUCAUCGACAAGGUGCGGGACAAGAGUCGCGUUGGGGUCUGCCUGGACACGUGCCACGCUUUCGCCGCUGGGUAUGACCUGUCUGCAACGGGAGGGGUGAAGUCGGUGCUGGAGGAGUUUGAUAAGAUAGUGGGGCUCCAGUAUCUUCGUGCCGUUCAUCUCAAUGACUCAAAAGGUGGUCUUGGCUGUAACCUGGACCGUCAUGAAGAUAUCGGACGCGGCAAAAUUGGGCUAGCCACGUUCCGUGAUAUCGUGAAUGAACCACUGCUUGACAACAUCCCUCUCAUCCUGGAAACUCCUGGUCGCCCAGGGUUCGAGUACGCAGAACAGAUAGCACUUCUGUACUCCCUCUGCGAAGACUAGAAGAAGCCCAGCAACGGUCUUCUAAAGAAAAGGAAGAGGAGUGCUGUUCAGUCCUGUUUUGUUCCAUUUACAUUUGAUCAUUCUGUUGCUGCCGUUAGUUCAGCUCGCUGUUGGAUGUUUUCUUGGGAAAGUGUCACAAUAAACUAGCAUUUCGGUGAGUUAAAUUUGA